UAUGGUUAGUGUCCGGUUGUAAGUGCAAGAAUGUUAUAGUUAUUGUAAUAUUAAUUUAGCCUUGUAAAUCAGAUCAAGGAAAAUAAAAUUUAAAGUGUUCUCAUGGGAAGAUAGUGAUAACAUUUAAUUCAUUUGCCCCUUAUAGUACAACCGAAGCAGCUGUGCAUCGUUCUCUUCCAAUGCAGCUCUGUCCCAGAUGACCAAGCGCCGGCAGCUGUAUCUGGUUGUGGUCGUGCUACUGUUCUUCCUCCUAGUUGUCAUUUACAGCACCAAUCUGUACUUUAUCAAUUGGCUUACGGCCGAUCAACGGCCAUCAGUCGCAAAUGAUCUGCCAGAUCGGCAAGUAAAGAGUUCCAUUCAAAGGUCGAUAAAUAACAGAAGUGGUUCACGGGAUGAUAGCCUUAUGCGGUUGGUUUAUGAUUCGAGCACGAAAUUUAAUCGAUCUGGCGGUAUUGAAGCGGCGGUUGGAAUUAAGGUGACCAAGCUGAAGACUGUGUUCAAAAACAAAAAUCCUCGAUACUAUCCUGUGAAAAGAGGUCUGCUGCGGUCGUUCGGAGCUAAAAGUUUCAACAUAUCGAAUGUGUGGAAAGUUGCGGGUUCGUUCCCCAAAGAGAAUGAAGUGUACCCCCAUAAAGAUGAAAGAAUCGGAAAAGUGGUCAAAGCUCUCCAAGAAGCGGAAAUCAUUCGAGCAAGGAAUACCCCGCGGGGCACACAGCUAAAAUUGCUUCUCGAUUUGGCCGGCAGGCAAACAGUACUGUUCAAACCCCGCUGGUACAGUAGGAAUACAACCAUCGAGGGAAAGGUUUACGCAGGCAAGGAUCGUCAUAACUCGGAAAUUGUUGCCUUCCACCUAGCAGCGGUAUUGAAUCUACGCUGGACGCCAAUUGUUGUUGGACGUCGAAUUUCACUGGUGGAAAUCCAUCGUUUAGCUGAUGAGGAUCUCCGGCAGACGAUGAUCAAAAACGGAACACAGCAAUGUGUAUAUGGGAAGUGCUAUUACUGUAAGGAGAGCGAGGCUGUUUGUGAUGAUAGUGACAAAGGCACGAUUGAGGGUGCCGUGCUUCUAGUUAUUCCCGGGAAGUUUACCAAGUAUCGCUCUCCCUGGCAAAGAACCUAUCAGGAUGGGAUUGCUGCCGAAUGGGAGAAAACGGACUCGUACUGUGCUAAGGUUAAGGAAAAACUGCCAUUAGUUAGGUUACUUGAUCUCAUCGAUGUUGCGAUUUUUGACUUUCUGAUACAAAAUGGAGAUCGACAUCAUUACGAGACUCGAGACGAUCGAGUGCUGUUGAUGGACAACGGAAAAGGUUUCGGAAAUCCGUAUAAGGACUAUUUCGACAUACUGGCUCCUCUGUACCAGUGCUGCAUAAUCCGCAAAACCACCUGGGAACGCUUGCAGAUUUUCUCCGGUGGAGCUCUAACCGAGACCCUACAAGAAUUGGAUGAGAUUGAUCUGCUGCAACCACUGUUGACCAAAGAACACUAUUUAGCGAUCGAAAGACGUUUGCUGCUUCUUUAUACCACUGUUGAGUUAUGUAGAGAAAAGUACGGUAGCAAAAUUUUUAAAUAAUGUAAACCGAGGACUUCUUUACCAAAUAAAACCAAAAACAGUCA
This is a messenger RNA of Topomyia yanbarensis, 1611 nucleotides long. Its product is annotated as glycosaminoglycan xylosylkinase homolog. Lineage: Eukaryota; Metazoa; Arthropoda; Insecta; Diptera; Culicidae. Gene Ontology annotation, cellular component: Golgi apparatus. Gene Ontology annotation, biological process: protein phosphorylation. The record is from RefSeq and is a predicted model, not a curated record. Gene Ontology annotation, molecular function: phosphotransferase activity, alcohol group as acceptor. The coding region runs from base 197 to 1567 and encodes 456 amino acids. The transcript is spliced from 5 exons.